This is a messenger RNA of Papilio polytes (common Mormon), 4328 nucleotides long. RefSeq names its product citron Rho-interacting kinase-like. The record is from RefSeq and is a predicted model, not a curated record. Gene Ontology annotation, cellular component: cytoskeleton; cytoplasm. Gene Ontology annotation, biological process: peptidyl-threonine phosphorylation; actomyosin structure organization. NCBI's taxonomy places the organism in Eukaryota, Metazoa, Arthropoda, Insecta, Lepidoptera, Papilionidae. The coding region runs from base 159 to 4328 and encodes 1389 amino acids. Gene Ontology annotation, molecular function: protein serine/threonine kinase activity; ATP binding. The transcript has 29 exons.
ACAAGUUAACGUCAGUACAACUUUCAAGUUCAUAUUUUAAAAAUAACGGUAGAAAUACCGGGCUGCUGAGAAUACAAAACACUAAACAUAAAGUGCCAUUAGGAAAAAUAAAUAUAUUUUAUCAUGAAUAUACGUUGACUAUUAUUUAAUUAAGCAACAUGGAGCCGUCAAAAGAAGCUAUUGCAGUACGAAUUACUCGGAUAAAUCGACAGAUAACAGGAAAGUUUACGAGUGGUUCAAAUAAAUUAAACAAAAAGAUAGACCGAGAGACUCUUUUGGACGCUAUUACAGUUUUAUACGAUGAAUGCAAUGACGAUCCAGUUAAGAAAAAUGAUGAAUUUGUGCGAGCUUUUGUGGAUAAGUAUCGUAGUUCCUUGGCUGAAUUGCGUCGCGCUCGAGUAUGCUAUUCAGAUUUUGAAUUGGUACAAAUUAUUGGGAGAGGUCACUUUGGUGAAGUACAUAUGGUACGAGAAAAAGAAACCAGUGAUGUGUAUGCAUUGAAGAUUUUACGUAAGGAGGAAGCUCGGAAGCGAGUGGCAAAUGGUGCAGAGGAUGAACGGGAUGUUUUAGCUAAUGCUACUGGUCCAUGGAUACCAAAGUUGCAAUAUGCUUUUCAGGAUAAUAGCAAUUUGUAUUUAGUAAUGGAGCUGUGCAAUGGUGGUGAUUUAGCAGGACUGAUUGCGAGACGCAACCAUCCUCUAACGGAAAGAGAUGCUGCAUUUUAUAUCGCAGAAGUCGCACACGCACUUAAAACAUUACAUGGAAUGGGCUAUGUUCAUCGAGAUAUAAAACCACAAAAUAUUCUUCUUGAUCGAUGUGGUCACGUGAAGAUCGGCGACUUCGGAUCGUGCGCGCGGCUGUCGGAGGGCGCGGCGACGAGCGCGGCGGCGGGCACGCCGGACUACGUGGCGCCGGAGCUGCUGGCGGCGGCGCAGUGCGCGCACACCGUCUGUCUCGACCACUGCCGCCCGCACGCUCACACCGCUAUUUCAGCAUGUGACUACUGGUCGCUGGGCGUGGUGGCCUUCGAGCUGGUCACACUGAAGAGACCCUUUUCAUCCGGAGAUGAUGACUCGCUGCCGGAGAUUUUGGCUAACAUACAGAGGUACGGCAGUAAGAAAGACGCGGAGCCCCCUUUCGAGGAGGUCCCACAGGGCCCCUCUGCGGCCUGGAGGUCGCUAGUGCGCGGCCUGCUGCGCGUCGCCCCCGCCUCGCGAUUCUCCUACCUGGACACCCUGCAGCACCCCGCACUGGCGCAUCUCAAACUGCAUUCUAUACGAGAUCACGCGCCGCCGUGGGUGCCGCACCUGCGCGGGGCGGAGGACGCGUCAUACUUCGCCCCCCCGCCGCGCGUCCCGCCGCCGCCCUCCGCACUGCCCUUCCGCUCGCGACCGCCCUUUGCAGGACAACUGCCCUUUGUUGGAUAUUCGUUCGUGGCGUGCAAUAAUCAUGACGAUAGUACUGGCGGUUUCAACGCCUCUCACGACUGCACCGCCAUCGAUCUCGCUACUUUCAAAUCAGCGGAGAAGCUGGCGGCGAUGCGCGGGCGCGAGGUGGCGUCGCUGCAGCGGCGCGUGGCGGAGGCGGAGGCGGCGGCGGAGGCGGCGGCGGGCGCGGCGGGCGAGCGCGCGCGGCGGGACGCGGAGGCGGAGGCGGAGCGCACGCGCGCCAAGCUGCAGGCCGACAUCACCGCGCUCAGUCUGCAGAACAAACGUUUGGAGCGUCAAGUGGAGGUCGAAAAAGAAGAACGUAUGGCGCUGCAGCGUACGAACCAGGAGUUAUCCUCUGGUAUCAUAGAGCGGAGCAACUCUGAACUGAGAGUUGCGCAGACACAUGUCAUCGAGCUGCAAGCAGAGCGAGACUCUAUAAAAGGAGAAUUGAACACACUGCAGAUGAAGUAUUCCGAACUUCAAGCUGAGAAUGCAAGGAAUAACAACGCGGUGGAAGCCGCACGCGCACAAGAGAAACAUUAUAAGGAUAUAAUACAUCAGGCACAAGAGCUAAGACACAGAAGGCUCACUGAAAUCAAUGUGCGCGCUAUUGAUACGAUAGCGAAGGAGCGGAUGCUGCGGCGGCAGACGCUGAGCGGCGGCGAGGCGGAGGCGGCGCGGCUGGCGGCGGCCGAGGCGGGCGCGGCCAAGGAGGCGCGUCUGCGGGCCCGCGCUGAGGCCAAGCUGGCCGCCGCUGACGCUGAGGCUGACUCGCUCAGGGCAGAGCUGGAUGUAGUCAGGGCACAACUGGCAACCGCACAGGAGACAUUAAGUGCUCGACGACGCACCUCCACCGCGGCGACGCAUCAACUGAACGAAGUUCAACAGCAGCUAGAAGAGCAACGUGCGCAGAACAAGGCCCUGCUAAUACAAGUGCAGGAGUUGGAGCGCAGCGUGCAGGAGGCGGCGCGGCGCGAGGCCUCGCUGGAGGAGCAGAGCGCGCGCACCGAGGCCCGGCUGCGGGAGAAGCUGGAGGAGGCGGAGACCAGGGCCACCGCCGCCUUGCAGGACGACUCGCGCAGGAGGGAGAAGGUGAACGGUCUAGAGCAGCUAGUGCGUCAGCUAGAGCGCGAGGUGAGCGCGCUCGAGAAGCGUUCGUGCGCGGCGUGCGCGGAUCGCGAGCGCGAGCGCGAACACGAACGCGAACAUGAGCACGAACGUGAGCACGCGGACGUUGAAAGCGAGCGAGCACGCGACUGCCGCAGCGACACCGAGAGCGUAGCGGACGGGCACGCGCACUCGCACGCCCAGCUCGCCGUGCUGCGCGAACAGCUCGAACGCGCAGAGGCUCAGUUGCAGGCUCGCGCUGACGAAAUAGCGACAUUACGACAGGAAACGAGGGCUGCUAAUCUAGCUAAAUGGAGAAAGGAACGUGAAUACAACGAGCUAUCAGUGGAAUCGAAGUCGACCGCUCGGGAACUAAAACGUUUGGAGGAACGUCUAACACUAGCUCAAGAAGCGCGCAAAACGAGCGAACAGAAAGCAUGCACCUUGCUGAGUGAACUCAAUACGUUACGGCCGCAGCACCAGCGUGCUACCUCCGACCUUGAUAACUUGAGGCAACAGCUCGGCAAACUGAAGCAGGAACACGAAGUCGUACAGACUGAAGUCGACAGGUCUCGCAACGAUAUUCGCAAGUUAAAGAGUGAGCUGCAGUACAGCGAGAAGCGGCGGCUGCACGCCGAGGAGCAGGAGGAGCUGUCGAGCCGCGAGCGCGCGCAGCUUAGGGACGAGCUGACUGCGCUGCGUACACACAACAACGACCUUAUGACCAAUAACAAAGCUUUGCAAGAGGCUUGUACGUUACUGGAGGAUCAGUUGACGGAAUUAGAGAAAUUAACAGAUUUACAUGAAGUGAAAAAUAAAGAUCUCGAGAGCGAGACGCAGCGCAUGCGCGGGGAGCUGGAGGCGUGCCGCGCGCGGCUGCAGGCGGCGGAGCGCGCAGCAGCGGAGCGCGCGGCGGCCGCGGGGCUGGCGGCGCAGCGCGGCGAUGAGGCACGCGAGCACGCCAGGCUCGCCAACACACAGCUGCAGCUGCUAAGGGAGCGGCUGGAGAGUCGCGAGGCGCGCGUGGCGGAGGUGGAGAGCCGGCUGGCGGCGCUGGAGGGCGAGCGCAGCGCGGCGGCGGCGGCGCUGGGCAGCGCGGCGCGCCGCGUGCGCGACCUGCAGGAGGAGAGCGCGGCGCUGCGCACGCGCGCGCACCACCACCACGCGCACGCGCUGCAGUUGCAGGCCAGCCUCGCAGACGCACAGGAGGAAGCGGCGGCGGCGCGCGAGGCGAGCGAGGCGGCCAGCGCGUGGUGGCGCACGCGGGAGACCAAGGCGGACGCCACCAUACGGCAGCAGGCCAAGCUCAUUGACUUCCUGCAGGCCAAAGUGGAAGAGGCCAAUCGCAAGAAAUGUUCACUGAGCAACAAGUUGUUUGGGCGGUCGGGGCGCCGCGCCGCCGCCUCGCCACCGCUCAUGAGGGUUAACAGAGAGCUGCGCGAUGAAGUUGAGCGUCUUCGAGCAAAACUAGCUGCUAACGAUAUUCCACCAACACCGAAACGAGAAAAAGCAAUUGAGAAUCCAAAGAAACUAGUCAAUGGUAUAGGAAAUAUGGAUCUAUUAAAUGGGUUUAAUAAUGAAGACGUGUCGGAACCGUCACUGCUUAUUGUAUGGUCCGACGGCAGCCGGGAGCGCAUGAGCGCGCGCUGCGAGGAGGCGGCGCUGCUGAAGUCUCCCGCCGCCACUUCAGAGUUCGACUCCGACACGGAGACUGACAACGAGCACAGCUCCGCCAAGGGCACCGCCGACCUUUGCGCUGAAAUGUUCGCGAGACAAGUCAGGUUUAAAUAG